GGGAGCCAAAAAAGUAGAGGCGGCUCUCUAUCUUAAGGAGGUGAUCAAGGAUCACGGUGUUAUCUUUGUAGGUUUAUUGGAAACAAGGAUCAAUAAUGUGGAAAAUACUCAAAUUAUGAAGCUUCUGGGAGAUAAUUGGAAGCUUUUUAUGGUCCCGGCUGUUGGUCUUUCGGGAGGUUUGUUGAUUUUAUGGCGUUGUGGUUUAGCAGAUUUUACAGUGGUGAGGCACUCUUCUCAAAUGGUGGUUGGUAAUUUGAAAAUGAUCAACAAAGGUGAAUGGAAAAUCGCGUCUGUUUAUGGUAGUACAGAUGUGCAGGAAAGAAAAUUCCUUUGGGAAGAUCUUGGAAGGCAAUGUGAUGUUGAUGCUCCUUUGAUUAUCGGAGGGGAUUUUAAUUCUAUCGUUAAACACCUGCCUCGUUUUGCUUCGGAUCACUGUCCAUUAGUUUUGGAAUUAUUCAAACCAGUGACUUCAGUAAGAAAGGAUAUUAGAUAUGAGGAGAUUUGGGCUACUUAUUAUGGAGCAACGGCAUUGGUAAAGAAGAUUUGGGAAAACAAACGUUCAGGUAGUCCGGCUGACAUUCUCAGUAAGAAAUGUAAGAAGUCUCUAAGAGCUCCAUUCUUUUGGAGUAGAGAAAAACAUAAAAAUUUAUCUCAGCUCAAGGAGGAUCUCAAAGCAGAAAUUCUGGAAAUCCAAUUAGAAGAGGCGGAAAUUGGUAUUUCUAUGGACAAGCUUCAGAUUUUGAGAAGUAAAAUCAAUGAGUUAAAUGUUACUUUAGCUAGACUCAAUACUUGGUGGAAGCAAAGAGCAAAGAUCAGGUGGAUGGAGGAGGGAGACUGUAACUCCAAUUUUUUUCACAGUUUUGCGAAUGCUAGAAGAAACUUGAACUGGAUUCAUCAAAUCAAGACUUUAGAAGGGGAAAUUUCAGAGGAUGAAAUUGUUAUUCAGGAGACCUUCUCA
Molecule: messenger RNA, 958 nt
Organism: Dendrobium catenatum
Lineage: Eukaryota; Viridiplantae; Streptophyta; Magnoliopsida; Asparagales; Orchidaceae
Exons: 2
Source: RefSeq, a predicted model, not a curated record